Molecule: messenger RNA, 522 nt
Organism: Pteropus alecto (black flying fox)
Lineage: Eukaryota; Metazoa; Chordata; Mammalia; Chiroptera; Pteropodidae
Gene: AHSP
Product: alpha hemoglobin stabilizing protein
Exons: 3
Coding region: 84-362 (92 amino acids)
Biological process (GO): protein stabilization; protein folding; erythrocyte differentiation
Cellular component (GO): cytoplasm
Molecular function (GO): hemoglobin binding
Source: RefSeq, a predicted model, not a curated record
UACAUCUAGCUUAGCACAGAAGGACAUACUUACCUUGGAGAGUGUGGGUGAGAUAUACACAGUACUGUUGGACCUGAAGGCAGAUGGCCCUUCUUCAGGCUAAUAAAGAUCUCAUUUCCACAGGAAUGAAGGAAUUUAAUGUUCUGCUGAAUCAGCAGGUUUUCACUGAUCCUCCUAUCUCUGAAGAAGCCAUGGUGACUGUGGUAGAUGACUGGGUGAACUUCUACAUCAGCUAUUACAGGCAACAGGUGACGGGAGAACAGCAAGAGCAGGACAGGGCUCUGCAGGAACUUCGGCAAGAGCUGAAUACUUUGUCUACCCAUUUUCUGGCCAAAUAUAGGGCCUUCCUAAAGUCCUUAUGAGCAUCCAAAUCACCCACUGCUUUUCUCCUCACUCGGAGACCUAGGCCUGCAUCUGUAAGAAAUCCUUAAAUUCUGCCUCUGUAUUCUUUAAGUUCUCAGGCUCUGUUCCUUUUGGGUGUUACUCUGUCUUGGCACCUCAAUAAAGAACAACAUUGGUUUU